UUAGUAAACGUGUUUGUAAUUGUUAAUUAAUAAUAUCUGCCACUCACAACAUGGCGGUGACAUUAUCGUGCGAGCUUAGGAAAUGCUAUGGUAGCGCCGAUACCUAGCAACCAUGAGCCUUAUUUCCUUGUGCCGAGCAUUAGAAGCUGAUACGUGAAAUUGGAUCACAGGUUAAGGUGUUAUUUAUGCCUAAUUGUUAUAGAACAAAGUCAGAUAGAUGAUGAAACAGCCUGGGCAUAUCAGCUAUGCUGCUAGUGAUAACUAGUGGCGAUUAUAAGAGCAGCUGCAGCAGGUUUCCUUCUAUGAAUCUCUGGAAGUUCUUUCAGGUUGAACAGAAACAUCCAAGCAUGGAGGAGAUCAAGACUGAACCUGUGGAUUUUGUGAAAGAGUUUCAAGAGUACCUGACUCAGCAAACUCAGCAUGUCAACAUGAUCUCGGGGUCAGUUUGUGGAGGAAAAGAAACAACGGAGCAGCUUCAAGUUGACCCCAGAUGUGAGCAGAAUGUCUCGGACCCCCCUUCAGUGGAGGUGAGCCUGCCUUUGGAGGAUGGAUCAGAUCUGCAAGCAGAUGGUCUGGAAAGAACCUGUGAUGGGAAAUACAAGUGCAGCUACUGCAGCUAUGCCAACAAGGGCAUGGCUCGUUUGAUUGAGCACAUCCGCAUCCACACAGGUGAAAAGCCUCACCGCUGCCAGCUGUGCCCGUUUGCGUCUGCAUACGAGCGCCAUUUGGAGGCACACAUGCGCUCCCACACUGGAGAAAAGCCCUAUAAGUGUGACCUCUGCCCCUUCCGAUGCAGCGACCGCAGCAACCUGUCACACCAUCGCCGCCGCCGCCACAAGCUCCUGCCCACCAGGGUGGUACGUUCAUCUUUCUCCAACAAGAGGAUGCUGAGCCCUCUGCAGAAAAGGGCUGGCUCGCUGGGCUUCGGCCGUCGGUCUUUGAUCAACCUCAAUCCAGCUGUUGUGCCAAAGUCUGACUAUUUGAAUGACUUAUCACAUAAAAUCCACCAGCUGAAUGGCAGGGAAUACAACCACCCUCCUAAGGUGGACAAGAAUGAAGGUCAGAGCAGUGGUGCAAAUGGUUGUAGAGAUCCACUUGAUCAGCUUUCUGCACUUGCAGGUCAGUCCACCAGCCCUGACCCUGAGUUUCAAAGUCCAGCAUCCCCUGACAGACAGUCCUUAAAGGACGAGAAACCGAUCCUUGUGGAUCAGGUGGUCUUGUGCUCAAACGGUGUGCAGACAUCUCCACCUCGAGAGGAAUCCCUAAGCUCAUGUCACAGAAGCUGCAGUAAUGUGUCUGGAUGUGGCUUGGAGACCAACAUCAACACGUUCUGUGGCAGCGUUAGCAACAGCCAAGCAAGCACUCCAACUCCUACUGCAAACGCUCCCAGCGAAGAAGACCAAAUCCUCCACAGAUGUCAGCAUUGUGAAAUCAGCUUUUCGGAUAACAUCAUCUAUACGAUUCACAUGGGCUGCCAUGGUUACGAACAUCCAUUCCAAUGCAACGUCUGUGGUCACAUGUGCAUGGACAAAUACAAUUUUGCAUGUCAUUUUGCCCGUGGACAACAUAAAAAGUAAUAUAAGGACUCAGGCAUCUAUUACACUUGAAAGACAUGACAGCUCCAUCGGUUAUGAUGAUAAAAUUCAGAAACCUCAAGGGAAAUCAUUUGUUUUGGGUUUACUUUCUUUCAGCAAAUGACCAACACAAUGUGAUGCAUCGGUUGAAAGAUGCUCCUUUAUACAAAUCUUUGUUAGAAAAGGGAUUAAUGACAGUGCCUGCCACUUUCCAGGUGUUUUUUUUUUUUUUUAAGUAGUAAGAAAGUCUUAUUCUCCUUUUAACUUCAUAUUUAUACUCUACUUUGAGUUAAUCCAUUACAUAAAAGAAAAGCCAAAUUAAUUAAGGUAUGGAUCGGUUGGUAUGGCACUGCGAUGUUAAAAGCCAAGAUAGGUCGUUCAGAGUUAGGCGUGCAUUUAAUAUUAGCACUAAGCAUACAUGGGGUAUAUACAGUAUAUCAAGCUUUCCAGUUUUACUUUUUUUUUUUAAAAACUGUAUUA
Molecule: messenger RNA, 2054 nt
Organism: Cyprinodon variegatus (sheepshead minnow)
Lineage: Eukaryota; Metazoa; Chordata; Actinopteri; Cyprinodontiformes; Cyprinodontidae
Product: IKAROS family zinc finger 5
Exons: 3
Coding region: 246-1577 (443 amino acids)
Biological process (GO): regulation of transcription by RNA polymerase II
Molecular function (GO): DNA-binding transcription factor activity; RNA polymerase II cis-regulatory region sequence-specific DNA binding
Source: RefSeq, a predicted model, not a curated record